Messenger RNA from Guyanagaster necrorhizus, 1209 nucleotides. RefSeq names its product ras-domain-containing protein. Bases 59 to 781 code for a protein of 240 amino acids. The record is from RefSeq and is a predicted model, not a curated record. NCBI's taxonomy places the organism in Eukaryota, Fungi, Basidiomycota, Agaricomycetes, Agaricales, Physalacriaceae. The transcript is spliced from 9 exons. Gene Ontology annotation, molecular function: GTP binding; GTPase activity.
CACGGCGCCUGCUCACUAGGUGCCAGUGAGCAUUGCCUGUCUUUCUUUCCUCGCCACGAUGCCGUCCAAUGACUACGGAGACUACGAUACAGAGCUAAUUGAAACUUAUGACUUCCUCAUGAAAUACAUCAUCAUUGGCGAGGCAGGCACUGGAAAGUCCUGCUUGCUACAUCAUUUUACCCACAAUUCAUUCAAAGACCAUUCACAACAUACUAUUGGUGUGGAGUUUUCGAGUCGAACAGUUAAACUAGGUGAAAAGCGGAUAAAGUUACAGUUGUGGGACACGGCAGGUCAAGAACGGUUUCGGUCAGUAACACGCAGUUACUACCGUGGUGCCGCAGGGGCAAUUUUGGUUUACGACAUCACGAACCGGGACUCGUUUACAAAUCUGUCGCGGUGGCUAGCUGAUGCGCGAGCCCUAGCCAGUCCACAUCUCGUAACGGUCCUUGUCGGAAACAAGUCUGAUUGCGAGGAGGACAGGGAGGUAGAGUGGGCCGAGGCAAGCCGCUGGGCUGCUGAGAAUGACAUUCAUUUUUUAGAGGCGUCUUCUCUCACCGGCGACAACGUCGAGGCACCGUUCCUCUUGGCAGCAAGAUCCAUAUUGCUCUCGAUAGAAUCUGGAGCUCUCGACCCCGAAAAGGCCGGCAGCGGCGUCAGCUACGGAGACCGAGCACUACGAAGAGUAAACAGUUCCAGCCGUUUGAGCUUCGGUAGUUUGAGUGGACGUCCGAGACGAGGAACCGUAAAACUCAAGAGCUGGAUUCCCGGCAAAUGUUGUUGAUCAUUUUGAUCAACAGGGUCCUUGACUACUUACGCCUCUCAUCGCAUGCGUCACUUUCCUUCUGGAUCUUAUCGUUCCGGAAUUUCAUGUGUCUUCUUUCCUUCGGACUCAUACCCAUUCUCAGCUAUACCAGCGCGUGCUCGCACUCCACAGCUCGUGGGUGUAACUAUAUUGUCAGGUGCAUCCUCAUCUUCAUUGUAUCUUCAAACAUGCAUUUAUUCUCUCAGCACCACUAUACUACAUCUACAUGUCCAUCUAGACUUGCGUUGUAACUAUUCGUAAUUGUCAUCCUUAUAAUAUGUAACUUGUUGUCUGGACUGAUUUCAGGCCUCUCCGAAGACACCCUAAAGACGCUUGACAAAUGGCAGCGGUCCGUCAAAGAUUCACGCACGGGCGCCUUUGGCCAAAGAUUUGAGAAUCUGCUGCAA